GGGCCCCGAGGGCGGCCCGCGCGGCGGGCGGUGCGCGCCGGUGCGCGCCAUGGAGUCGGCGCGCCCCGGGAGGCCGCGCGGCGAGACGCAGCAGCUGCUCGACGGCGGCUGCAGCGACGCGGCGCCAGGCAGUGGGGCCGGCGACCCCGAGGCCUCGAGCGCCGCGGCCGCGAGGGCGCCCGGUGGCCUCUCGGUGCCCCGGCGGCUCGCCGCGCUCUGCGGCGUCGGCGUGGCCGCGGCGGCGGCCUGCGUCGCCGGGGCGCUGCGCCCGCCGCGGGAGGCCGCGGGGGCGGCGCCUUCUGGGGCGGGGCUGGUGACCUUCGCGGGCGAGGCCCGGGAGGGCGCGAAGCUCGUGGAGACGGCCAAGG
Prorocentrum cordatum is the source of this 368-nucleotide messenger RNA. NCBI's taxonomy places the organism in Eukaryota, Dinophyceae, Prorocentrales, Prorocentraceae. The record is from the annotation of a GenBank genome assembly.